Phyllostomus discolor (pale spear-nosed bat) is the source of this 5103-nucleotide messenger RNA. It is a transcript of the gene ZNF658, whose product is annotated as zinc finger protein 658. The transcript is spliced from 5 exons. Gene Ontology annotation, molecular function: RNA polymerase II cis-regulatory region sequence-specific DNA binding; DNA-binding transcription factor activity, RNA polymerase II-specific. Lineage: Eukaryota; Metazoa; Chordata; Mammalia; Chiroptera; Phyllostomidae. Gene Ontology annotation, biological process: regulation of DNA-templated transcription. The coding region runs from base 137 to 3478 and encodes 1113 amino acids. The record is from RefSeq and is a predicted model, not a curated record.
GCUCUGCGCAUGUGCACAUCAAUCUGGCCCGACCGUCUGCCCUCUGGGGCCUGAGAGGGAGUUGCUCAGGGUCUGUGUGAGAGCAGAAACUGCGCACCGAGAGCACGGGGUCCUUGCAGGUCAGGAGUAACAGAAAAUGAACAUAGCUCAGGGACCAAUGUCAUUUGAAGACGUAACUGUGGAGGUCACCCAGGAGGAGUGGCAACAGAUGGACUCUGCCCAGAGGACCCUGUACAGAGAAGUGAUGCUGGAGAACUAUAGCCACCUCAUCUCCGUGGGGUAUUGCAUUACCAAACCCCAGGUGAUCUUCAAGUUGGAGCAAGGUGAAGAUCCCUGGUCCUUAGAGGAAGAAUUCCUAAACAAGAGAAACCCAGGAUAUUGCAAAGUUGAUCUUCACAUAGAAGAGAACCAGGAAAAACAAGAGAAACCUCUAUGGCAAGUGGUAUUCACUGAUAACAAAAUAUUGAGUGAAGAAGGACAGAAAAUUUUAGGAAAACCAAUUAAUCUGGAUAUAACUCCAGAUUUUUCAGGAGAAAUGCCCUAUAAAUGUGACUCAUGUGGAAUGAAUUUGCCACUUGUUUCUGACUUAAUUAUAAGUGAUGGGAACUAUUCAAGAAAGAAGACUGAUAAUAUAAAUGUAUGUGAAAAGUUACAGCUUGAUGUUAAACAUGAGAAAACCCAUACUGGAGAGAGGUCUUACAAAUAUAACAAAAAUGUGAAAUCUCUCAGUCAUAAGAAAGGUCAGCAGAAAUUUCAAACUCUGGAGCAACCUUUUGAAUGUAAUGAAUUUGGAAAAGUUUUACAUGAUAACAUUGCUCUCUGUGUUAUUGCCAAGAGUUCUCUAACAGGACAGGAGUCCUGUAAGGAUGAUGAAUUUGGGAAAAACUGUGAUAAGGCAACUCUAUUUAACUACAUAAGAACUGGCACAAGGGAGAAAUGCUUUGAUCUUAAUGAAUGUGGUAAAACCACCAUUGUGGAAUACAAUAAAGUUCACAUGGCCCUGACACACAGUGAAUUUAAUGAAAGUGGAAAUAACUUCAACAGGACUUCACCCCUCGUUCAGCCUCAGGGAACUGUCACAGGACAGGGUUCUUUUGAAAGCAAUACAUGUGAAGAAAACUUGAGGCAAAGCUCAGCCCAUCUAAUAUAUCAGAAGAUACAAACUGGUGAUACACCCUGUGUUUUUAGUGGAUGUACAAGUUUCUCCUACCAGAACUUAGACCUUACAGUAAUACAUCAGAGAACUCAGACUGAAGAGAAAUUCUACCAAUGUUGUAAACAUGGGAAAUCUUUAUAUCAAAACUCACUCUUCAGUGUACAUCAGGGAAGUGACACAGGAAAGAAGUCAUUUGAAAAUAAUGAAUGCAGUAAAUUCUUUUGCCAAAAAGCACAUCUCAUUUACCAUCAGCAGACCCACUCAGAGGAGAAAACCUAUGAAUGUGAGGAAUGUAGGAAAUCCUUUUGUUCAAAUUCACACAUUAUUCAUUAUCCUGGAACUCAUAUGGGGGUGAGUCUCUAUGAAUGUAAUGAAUGUGGGAAAACUUCCUGUCAGAUGUCAAACCUCAGUGAACAUCUGACAGUUCACCAAAAGGAAAAAUUUUAUGAGAACAGUGGAUUUGGGGAAUCUUACAAGAAGCCUGUGCUCUUACUACACCAAGGAACACAUGCACAGAUUAAAUUCUAUCAAAGUAAUGAAUAUGAGAACUCAUUCUCCAGGAUAGCACAACACAAAGAAUAUCAGAGAAGUCACACAGAGGAUAAACCAUAUGAAUGCAUUGAGUGUGGGAAAACUUUCUCCAAGACACCACAUAUCAGAGCACAUCCGAGAAUUCCCACAGGCAAAAAAAACUACAAAUGUAUUACAUGUGGGAAAAGUUUCUCUAAUAAGACACACUUCGGUGCACAUCAGAGAAUUCAUACAGGGGAGAAACCGUAUGAGUGUAAUGAAUGUGGGAAAACUUUUGCUGAUAAUUCAACCCUCAGGACACAUCAGAGAAUCCACACAGGGGAGAAACCCUAUGAGUGUAAUGAAUGUGGGAGGUCUUUUGCCCAUGUAUCUGGUCUCAGAUCACAUCAGAGAAUUCACACAGGAGAGAAACCUUAUGAAUGUAAUGAUUGUGGGAGAUCUUUUGCCCAUAAUUCAGCCCUCAGUGCACAUCAAAGGAUUCACACAGGAGAGAAGCCCUAUGAAUGUAAUGGCUGUGAAAAAACUUUCACACAUAAUUCAGCCCUUAGAGUACAUCAGAGAAUUCACACUGGGGAGAAACUAUAUGAAUGUAAUGAAUGUGGGAAAACUUUUUCUCAGAAGACACAUCUCAGUACACAUCAGCGAAUUCAUACAGGUGAGAAACCCUAUGGGUGUAAUGAAUGUGGGAAAACCUUCUCCAAGAAAUCGUACUACAGUGGACACAAGAGAGUUCACAAAGGGCAAAAACUUUAUGAAUGUAAAGAAUGUGGGAAAACCUUUGUUUAUAAAGCAGCCCUCAUAGUCCAUCAAAGAAUUCACACAGGAGAGAAACCCUAUGAAUGUAAUGAAUGUGGGAAAACUUUUUCCCAGAAGACACACCUCAGUACACACCAGAGAAUUCACACAGGUGAGAAACCUUAUGAAUGUAAUGAAUGUGGGAAAACUUUUUCCCAGAAGUCAUACCUCAGUGGGCAUGAGAGAAUUCACAAAGGGGAAAAACCUUAUGAAUGUAAAGAAUGUGGGAAAACCUUUGUUUAUAAAGCAGCCCUCAUAGUCCAUCAAAGAAUUCACACAGGAGAGAAACCCUAUGAAUGUAAUGAAUGUGGGAAAACUUUUUCCCAGAAGACACACCUCAGUGCACAUCAGAGAAUUCACACAGGUGAGAAACCUUAUGAAUGUAAUGAAUGUGGGAAAACUUUUUCAGAUAAUUCAGCCUUCAGGGUACAUCAGAGAAUUCACACAGGGGAGAAGCCUUAUGAAUGUAAUGAAUGUGGGAAAACUUUCUCCAAGACCUCACACCUCAGAGCACAUCUGAGGACUUGUGCAGGGGAGAAACCCUAUGAAUGUAAUGAAUGUGGAAAAACUUUCUCCCAGAAAUCAUAUGUUAGUACACAUCAGAGAAUUCAUACAGGGGAGAAACCCUAUGAAUGCAAUGUAUGUGGAAAACUUUUUGCCCAUAAUUCGACCCUCAGAGUACAUCAGAGAAUUCAUUCAGGUGUGAAAUCCUAUAAGUGUAAAGAAUGUGAGAAAACUUUCUUCCAGAAGUCACACCUUCUUGCACACCAGAGAAUUCACACAGGGGAGAAACCUUAUGAGUGUAAUGAAUGUGGGAAAGCUUUUGCCCAAAAUUCAACUCUCAGAGUACACCAGAGAAUUCACACAGGGGAGAAACCAUAUGAAUGUGAUGAAUGUGGGAAAACUUUUGUCCGUAAGGCAGCUCUUCAAGUACAUCACAACAGAAUGCACACCAGAGAUGAAACUCUUUCAUGCCAUGAAUUUGGGAAGUCCUAAAGAACCCUAUACCUUAUUAGGUAACACAGUGGAUAAGUUCAUGUCACAUAGACUGCAAAUUUUGUCUUUUUUUAAAACAACAUAUUUCCUUUUCUAGUAGGCAUGAGCUUGUCUAAAUUCUUUUUUUGUCCUUCAUCUGGGUGGGGCUAGUCAUGACACUAUUACAUUUCAGCUAAGUUUGGCUUUAAAGAGUCACCUUACAUUCUUCCUAUUCUUUGUUAUACUGGAGUGGAGAAAUUUCCAUGGAAGACUCAGGUGCUAUGUAUUGAACAUAGAGCACAAGGUGAAAGAAGUUAGAAUCUGAAUAAUAGUGAAACAAUUCUCCACUAACAGGUCUUUCCCAGUUUUUUUUUUAUCAGGAAUUAAAUUUGUACUGUGUUGACUUUUUACAGAUUUUGGUCUACUGGUUAAAUCAUACAGUUUAGCAAACUCUAUUAGAGUGGGGUGAAACCCAGGGUUGUUGGUGUCAAUUUAGUGCCAGCAGCAAUCCUCAAUUUGGGGUGUGGUGAAGAAGGAAACUUUAUUCAGUGCAAGUGAUGAUUCAGUGGGGCUGUAAAGACAACACUGCUGUGGAACAGCUUAGUUGUGCUGCAGCACAGCUGGGAAAAUAGCCUCUCUGUGAGGCUGCCAUGAGGCCAGGCCCCUCUUUGGCUAGGCAGUUCCAGUCUGCUCCAGGAUGGUCUACUGGUCUGCUCUGCUUUGCUUCACUCCAUGCCAGCCUGCUCCACUUUGCUCCAGGGAGACAUCUUUGAUGUUUCAGCUUUAGCCAGGAAAUGCAAUCUUCAUUCUUUGGUGGAAAGUGCCCUCUCUAAGCCAGAGGGGAGCUGGCUUAUAUGGACACAAGACCCUGCCCCUGGUCCCUCAUUGGUCCUUCUGCAAACGAGGAGUCCGGAUACAGUUUGGUGCAAAGGCACUGUCCUAUUGGUCAGAAUAGAGCUGCUAUGAUUGGUUAGGGAAAGCCUCAGUCCUAUUGGUUGAAAUAGAAUUCCAGGAAACCUUUGCAAGGGUUUGUUCAGAUGGCAGAAACACAGUGCAGGCAGGCAGUUCAAUGCAGAGGCUUCAUGCAGUGUAGUUCGUGUGAGAGACCACUGGGCAGAAAUGGCUGCUAGACUGCUAUUUAUUUUUAUUUUAUUUCUUUAUUUGAGCCUAGUUGUCCUUUUGCCCUUCCUGGGUUCACCAACCAUAUAAAUAUAAUAAAUAUCAGACGACCUAUCAGAAUUGAAACAGUACAUCAAAGAUAUCAUUCACAUGAUGAAGGCAACUUCUGUCAAUGUCCUAAAUGAGCAGAUGACCUUAAAAGAGAGAAAUCUCAGGGAAAACCACAAAAGGCUUUACUUCCAAGUGAACUUCAUCAAACAUCAAAUAAUAUUAGACUAAAAUGUAUUUUGAUAAAUGACAUUUCAACACAUUGAAUUUGUGUCAGAUAAUUAUUUUCUAAGGAAAUAUAUCAGUUUCAGAAUUGUAGGUAAAAUCUUCAACCAGAACUGAUGUACUAAAACUUGUUUAUAAGUUUUAUAGAACAUAUAUGAGUGUAUCUAUGCACAAAUUCAUUGUAGAAAUUUUAAAGAUAGAAGAAUAACUUGAAUUCUGUAGACAACACCAAUAAAUGUUUGUGACUAAUUUCU